CGCUCCCCCGACACUUUGCAGACGCUCCCUGCCGCCGGGCAUGGGCACCGUCGCCGCCUUCGGUCCCCGGGCCGGAUUCCGUUCCGUUCGCGGGUGGUGCCUCUGAGGCGCUUACGUGUCCCGGUCCACUGGAGGCCGCGCCAUGAAUGACCGAAACAGUCGGAGGAAGACAUUGAAGAAGGACGAUGAGGCCUUUGACAUCGCCAUCCCCUUUGACGAGUCGCCCCACCUAGACCCACAGCUCUUUUACAGUCUGAGCCCCUCUCGGGGAAACUUUGAGGAGCCUCCGGAGGCUGCAUCCCCGACGGUGGCCCUGAUGAACAGUGUCAGGGCCCAGCUGCACAUGGCCCUGGAGAGGAACUCGUGGCUGCAGAAACGCAUCGAGGACCUGGAGGAGGAGAGGGACUUUUUGCGAUGUCAGCUGGACAAGUUCAUCUCCUCUGCACGCAUGGAUGCAGAGGACCACUGCCGGGUGAAGCCUGGGCCUCGGCGGGUUGAGGGCGACAGCAGGGGUGGUGCUGGGGGCGAGGCCUCAGACCCUGAGUCGGCAGCUUCCUCGAUCAGCGGAGUAUCUGAAGAAGGCAGUAAUGCCGACAGGAAGAGGCAGAGGCAGAAGGGAGGCCCCAGCCGGAGGCGCUUUGGGAAGCCCAAGGCCCGGGAGAGACAGCGGGUGAAGGACGCAGAUGGUGUCCUCUGCCGCUACAAGAAGAUCCUGGGCACCUUCCAGAAGCUGAAGAGCAUGUCACGGGCCUUUGAGCACCACCGUGUGGACCGCAACACGGUGGCGCUGACCACACCUAUUGCAGAGCUGCUCAUUGUGGCCCCCGAGAAGCUGGCGGAGGUGGGCGAGUUCGACCCCUCCAAGGAGCGUCUGCUUGAGUACUCACGCCGCUGCUUCCUGGCCUUGGACGACGAGACCCUCAAGAAGGUGCAGGCCCUCAAGAAGAGCAAGCUGCUGCUUCCCAUCACCUACCGUUUCAAGCGGUGAUCCCGCCCCACCUGGCCUGGGACACGCCCUCCGGCUCCCACUUCCCUUCCCCUCCACCCUACCUGGCACAUGGGCGAGUGUGUGCCUGAGUGGUGUGCCCUCUCUAGGGCCUGGGGGUGGACUGUGUGUUCCUGUGUGUGCCUCUCUCCUCCCCAUCCUGUAGACCCCCACUCCCACCCCUGGUCCCUUCUAUAUAGACCUGUCCUCCUUGCCUCCCACAUUCCCAGCAUCCUCUCCUUCCUCUGCAUUCCCAGCGUUGGGGGGUCCUCAUUUAGCCAGGCUCCCAAGAGCUACUGCCCAGGUGCUGGGUUCUGCCCUUUCCGAAACACUGGCACCCUUCCUGCCCUCACUGGGCCCUUCCUCCUAGGAAAACUGCAGGAUUCUAUGGGGCAGGGGGCACUGUACAUACCCGUUCUCCGCCCCCAGCCCCCAGGACCCUCAUUCCGUGCCCCCCCCCAGGUCCACGUGAGACAGAUUAUUAUUCAGAGAAUUUAAAUUAAAAAGACGAUAAAAUUUGGAAUAAA
Messenger RNA from Hipposideros armiger (great roundleaf bat), 1512 nucleotides. It is a transcript of the gene CCDC106, whose product is annotated as coiled-coil domain containing 106. Bases 143 to 988 code for a protein of 281 amino acids. The transcript is spliced from 6 exons. NCBI's taxonomy places the organism in Eukaryota, Metazoa, Chordata, Mammalia, Chiroptera, Hipposideridae. Gene Ontology annotation, cellular component: nucleoplasm. The record is from RefSeq and is a predicted model, not a curated record.